Molecule: messenger RNA, 1065 nt
Organism: Colletotrichum graminicola M1.001
Lineage: Eukaryota; Fungi; Ascomycota; Sordariomycetes; Glomerellales; Glomerellaceae
Exons: 3
Coding region: 1-1065 (354 amino acids)
Source: RefSeq, a predicted model, not a curated record
AUGGAGUGUCCAAACGACGAAUUGGAACUUGCAAAGCGAAGACUUGGGUUCCAGAUCCAAAUCCUCCGUGAUGAGAUGGAGCGUCAGUUCAAACGCAUAUUGACACAAACUGUCGAGGCACACGAGAAUGAUCGAAAGAACAACUUUGAGCGGUAUCUCACCCGAGCCUCUCUAGAGUGCCCUCCGGGAAUCUUUGAACGACUCAAGAGCUGGAUCCGUGGCGAGUUUCCAAGCUACAUCUCAGCAUUCCAUUACUCCCAGGGCGGCUCUUACUCAAUCAACUUCACUAACACGCCCCCGCCUGGCGCCUGGGAGCCCAUUGUGGUUGACAUGAAUAAGAUCUUUGAUCAGAUAGCUCCUACAGCAACGGAUGCCCAAAAGGAUAUGGCUGCAUUGAAGGGCGUCCAUCCCUCCGAGAAUACACCGACCACGCCAUCACGCAGGCCUCUACCGACGAAUCGCAGAACCUCUCCUCGUAUCAAGACCCCCUGCCCGAAAAAGACUGACAAGUUGCCGACAGCUCGGGUCGAAAAAAGCAAGCCGUCUAACCGAAGCCUGCCGCAGACCCCCCGGAAGCAGAAACGUCCUGUUGGGGAAGGCAGCCAGCCCGUAGGCGGAGGAGUGAUCAAGACUGCUGUUGCGACCAAGACGAUUUCUGAAAACCCGAGCUGGGCCUUCUCUUACGACCUCGGAGAAGGGUUUCAAUACUACAUCCUCCGGUGUCCAACACCGGGAUGCCAGUUUUCGUUCUCAUUGAAUCCCCUCAAGAAUAACAUGGCUGUUUCGCACUUCGAGGAGUGCAAGGUUCCCUAUUUGGAUGAAACGGACAUCGUUCGUCGAUACGCCCGCCAGUUACAAAAGCAACGAAUGGACAAAGAUCCCUCGGGGGAGGUUAGCAAGAUGUGGAUUGACAAUUACAACCAGCAGGUGGCGCGCGAGAGAAAGCGACGCCGCCGCAAGGAACCGAAGUCCGCGUUCGAGAGCCCCAAAAUACAUGUAGUCGAUGGAUCCUCGACCGAGUCACCCGAGACGUCGCCAGGCGAUACAGAGAUCAUGCAGAUGUGA